Molecule: messenger RNA, 732 nt
Organism: Dracunculus medinensis (Guinea worm)
Lineage: Eukaryota; Metazoa; Nematoda; Chromadorea; Rhabditida; Dracunculidae
Source: the annotation of a GenBank genome assembly
UCAUGCGAAAAGCCUACAGCAAUGUGCAGUCAGUUGGCAGUCCGCUCGUUUACUGAACUCGAGCCAUCUAUAAAUCCCAAUUAUCUUAGCGAUUCUUAUGCUUAUCACUUUCAGCAAACACUUAAAGACUCAAAGCCAUUUCCACAUUUUUCAUUAACGAAUUUCAUUGAUAAUGAAGAAUUUGUUCAAAUGGUUCGAAGUGAACUAUUAAAUAUGGAAUAUAGUUUGGUAACAACCGAUCUUUAUAGUAAUUAUCAAACUUUUGAUAUCGAAUCAUCACCUCCGCCAUAUUUGCCUUCGAUUGUUAAACUCAGAGAUUUUUUUAAAACGAAAGUACGUGAAUGGCUUUCGUCGAUAUCGGGUGUGGAACUGACAACUCGUGUUUCCAUCGUAUCAACUAUAUAUGAGCAUACUCAAAUUCUUUUACCUCAUGACGAUCAGCUUGACAAUCGAGCAUUUGCCUACGUAUAUUAUUUAACUCCUCAAUGGAAGCCGAAUUAUGGAGGAGAAUUAGCUCUUUUUGAUAAUGUGAAUAAUUAUCCGAGAAGGGAACCUUUGUCUAAUUCACUCGCAUUGUUUCGAGUAUCACCAGCAUCAUGGCAUAUGGUUAAAGAAAAAUGCGAUUUUUUCCGUUUGAGUGUUCAUGGCUGGUUCUAUGAACCAAAAGUUACAAGUAUUCUACGAUUACCGCCACCAGCUAGAAAUCCUUUAUUAAAUUCAGUGAAGGUAUGA